Phacochoerus africanus (Common warthog) is the source of this 342-nucleotide messenger RNA. It is a transcript of the gene GUCA2B, whose product is annotated as guanylate cyclase activator 2B. The coding region runs from base 1 to 342 and encodes 113 amino acids. Gene Ontology annotation, cellular component: extracellular region. The transcript has 3 exons. Gene Ontology annotation, molecular function: guanylate cyclase activator activity. The record is from RefSeq and is a predicted model, not a curated record. NCBI's taxonomy places the organism in Eukaryota, Metazoa, Chordata, Mammalia, Artiodactyla, Suidae.
AUGGCCAGCAGGGCGGCGGCAGGGCUCCUCCUGUGUGGGGUUGCCCUGGUCUUCCUGGUGCUGCUGCAGGGCACACAGUCUGUCUACAUCCAGUACCAAGGCUUCCGGGUCCAGCUGAAAUCGGUGAAGAAGCUGAGUGACCUGGAGGGACAGUGGGCGCCCAGCCCCCGCCUGCAAGCGCAGAGCCCCCAGCCCUCCGUGUGCCACCACUCGGCCCUGCCACCAGACCUCCAGCCCAUCUGCCAGUCUGAGGAGGCGGCCAGCAUCUUCCAGGCCUUGAGGACCAUCGCUGGCGAUGACUGUGAGCUGUGUGUGAAUGUUGCCUGUACCGGCUGCAGCUGA